Molecule: messenger RNA, 1921 nt
Organism: Salvia hispanica
Lineage: Eukaryota; Viridiplantae; Streptophyta; Magnoliopsida; Lamiales; Lamiaceae
Source: RefSeq, a predicted model, not a curated record
UCUCUCUCCAGCUUCGUUCUCAGCUAAACAAUUUAUCUCAUCCUCGCCCCAACCCAGAUCCCUAAAAUUUCUUAAUUCCUCUGUCUGCUGCUUAGAGCUUGCAUCUUUACCUCCAGGAAUGGAAGCCGUAAUUUGUUUCCAGGUUUUUAGUGCCCGUUUCUACUAUUAAAUCUUUUGUUUUCAGAUUGAUUACUGGGUAUCGGAUAGCUAGGCACGAUGUAUUUGUGUGUUCAUCUCUGAAAUUAGGGUUUCAGUAAUUUAGCCCAAUUCGUGCCUUUCAUUUUUUAGAAUUGGGUGCUUCAAUUUGGUGUUAUCUGUUGAGAAUCGUAGCUGUGCUCGGUAAAAUUUUGCAAUGGCGGAAGAGAAUGGUAAUACAAUGAACCUCGAUCUCAAUUUGGGGCCAGUUGAUAAUUCUAGUGAUGGUGGUGGUGAGCCUCGGUCGGGUACCUACGUGGACCUUGCAAUGAACUUAGAGGAUUGGUUAGACAGUCCAGUUCAUCGCGUUAGGGAGGUCGUUAGGCAGAGAAAUCAUAGGUGGCGAUCGUUUUGGAGGCAGCUCCCGAUCCCCUCAGAAACAAGGAAUCUUGCUUUGGAAUUGGCUGAUGGGAGUGCACCGCAGAUUGGUGAGGGUAGUGUGGCGUCCGAGGAUAGGCCUAUUGAGGUAGCUAAGAUAUGUGAGACCGUGGCUGGUUCUGUCGAGGAUGAGGAUCUCGGUAAGAAGAAAGAAUGUGCUAAGAGCAAUGGUGAGGAAGGUAGUUUCUUUGAUUGCAAUAUAUGCUUAGAUUUAGCCAAGGAUCCCGUUGUCACUUGCUGCGGCCACUUGUUUUGCUGGCCAUGUCUAUACCGUUGGUUGUAUCAUCAUUCUGAUGCCAAGGAGUGUCCCGUUUGCAAGGGAGAGGUCUCCACUAAGAAUGUGACGCCUAUAUAUGGCCGUGGAAACAUUGUCCGCGACCAAGAUCUUGAUUCUAGCCUCAAGAUCCCUGUCAGGCCCCAUGCCCGCCGGAUCGAGAGCUGGAGGCAGACUAUACAGAGGACUGCAACAGCCUUAACUAUCCCUGUGGAGGAGAUGAUCAGGCGCCUCGGGAGCGCCUUUGACGUAAACCAGGAGCUAGCUCAGAUACAUUCCCGGCAUCCUGAUGGCCUCCGCGACUCCCCAGAGAGAAGCACGGCUUUGCUCAACCGGUUCUUGACUUCUAGAGGAAUGCGCAGGGAAAGAACUCCGACGCUCCCACUUGAUGACGUGAUUGACCUAACGGAGAGCAGCCCUCCCAACUACGAGAUGAGAGAGAGGGAAAGGGAGAGGGAUAGCCGUCGUCUCACAUCAUUGUUGCUUCGCAGAUCAAGCUCCCAUCGAACUGCUUCAUUGUCUAACCUCACAUCUGCAGUCAACUCAGCGGAGUCUCUUGCUGCCAUUGAGUCGUAUUUCCAGAACAAUGCGGUGGAGAGGAACCCGGAGCUGCCCCUUCCGGUGGUGGAUGAUAGGGAUUCUGUGUCCAGCAUUGCUGCUGUGAUACACUCUGAGAGCCAAACUGUGGACAAUGCCAUAGAAAUCGAUUCCACUGUGGCGCUCUCAACUUUGUCUUCGAGGAGGAGGAACGAUGCUUCAAGAAUCUCUGACGUUGACAGUGGAGAUUCGCGCGCCCCACGGCGGAGGAGGCUCAACUGAGGUGGUAUAUAACCAGAGGGAUUUAGAUAUGCUUUUAACAUUCAAUUUGGGUUUUUCAAGUGUUUACAGUGGAGGUUUUUACCUACAAAGACUAGUAACUAUAUAAUCAUGUCUCAAGUUUUGUUCCCUAGUUUAAGAUUUUUCCUUGUUUGUAGUUUAAUGUUUGUUCAAUCAAAUCAUAUAUGUAGCUUGUCAAAUUUAUGAUGAAAAGAAGCACAUUGGGUCAGAUUUCUCAAACAUGUGACCUUGUAAUGA